AUGUCUAUUUCCACAACCGAACUCAAUGCGUACUUAGUCGAAAACUGGGAUACCGAGGGUCUUGUCCUUUACCUGCAAGCGCAGGGCCUAAAGCUUGACGAUGAGGACUUCGCUAUUAUCUGCAAAGAAAAAAUCAAUGGCCUCUCCUUCCUCGAUAUGACCAGAGAAGAUUUCCAAAGUUAUGGAUUAAAAGGUGGUCCGGCAACACUUCUUGCAAAAGAAUCCAAGGUUCUCAAGGCCAAGCCGAAGCGUUCGUUCUCCUCCUACUACACUCAGGCAGACAUAAAAGUAUUUGCGAAGCAUAAACUUGGAGAUAGCAUAUCAAGCAUCCCGCAAUUCGAACCGGCUAUACACAAACUCGAGGACACCAAUGAAGCGCUCAUGCAAUGCAUAAAGGAAUUACGACUCAGGUUAAAAAAUUUAGGAGGGUUAGCACCAGAUAGCAAUGAGGCGGUGCGUUAUGAAUUCAUAUCAUCAAUUCUGCAUGCGUCAGUUAGCCUCCUCGAAGGCCUUAUCCUAGCACCGCAAUUCGAAGUCGUCGGUGAUGAAACUACAGGUCGGGUUGAUUAUGCCAUCAAAAAACUCCUAGAUUCACUGCGAGAGGAAAUUGUGUGUAUCACGGAAAGUAAACAACACCAAGUGGCGAUGGGAUUCUGUCAGAAUUUACUUCAGAUUGAGAGUGCAUGUCAAACGAAUAAGAGGAAACGUAAGGCAGAGGAGGCUUUUUCCGACGAAUAUGACUACAUGUAUGGGAUCGUAACUACAGCGACGGAAUGGUACUUCAUUUUGUACACGACUGAAGGAAUUUAUUCCACGAGCGAGAAAUGUUACUCCAUCAAUUUCAGAAAGUCGGCACUCGAUAAUGAAGACAAAUUCAGGCGCAGUGUAAAAAGGGUAAUGGAAGUAAUUGUUGGUUUGUUGGAGGAUAGGGCAGGCGCAGUGGAUGAGAAACCAUUGGCGAAAAAACGUCGCGUUGAUAAUAUUCUCAACAAAGAAUCAGGGUCUGUAUAG
This is a messenger RNA of Paraglomus occultum, 1011 nucleotides long. Lineage: Eukaryota; Fungi; Glomeromycota; Glomeromycetes; Paraglomerales; Paraglomeraceae. The record is from the annotation of a GenBank genome assembly.